UCGGACUUGUUUUUACUUGGUAAGAAAGACUGAAAGGGUGAGAUCAGAUGGGGAGAGCUCCUUGCUGUGAUAAAACGAGGUUGAAGAAGGGGCAAUGGACCCCUGAUGAAGACCAAAUCUUAAUCUCCCAUAUCCAGAAACAUGGCCACGCAAAUUGGCGAGCCUUGCCAAAGCAAGCCGGUCUGUUGAGAUGUGGAAAGAGUUGCAGACUCAGGUGGAUGAACUAUUUACGCCCGGAUAUUAAGAGAGGGAACUUCAGCCUUGAAGAAGAAGAAACUAUCAUUCAGAUGCAUGAAGUGUUAGGCAACAGGUGGUCAACAAUCGCUGCAAGAUUACCAGGGAGAACGGACAACGAGAUAAAAAAUGUCUGGCACACCCACCUGCAGAAAAGAUUUAAACAAAACCAGGAGAAGCCAAAUUCGGAAACCAAACCACAACGAAAAACCAAAGCAAAACCUGAAACCAACAUCUCAAGGGAAUCUGAAACCUCAGGAAUCGUUCCACCGCCGUCUCCUGAGCCAUCUUCGAGUGAAUUCUCGUCAGUCACAACCGGAGAAACAAACAUCGAGUACGUCACCGUGAAGGAAGAACAAAACGAGUCCCUGGAAAACUUUCCUGUAAUUGAUGAAAGUUUCUGGUCAGAAGCAUUGCCAUCAGAGUCGGUAAAGAUCUCCAACGAAAGACAAGUUCAGUCUGUAUUUCCAAUCCUGGAACCGGGUUUCAAUGGCGGUUCCAAAAUGGUCGAUGAUUGCAUGGACUUCUGGUACAAUAUGUUUCUGAAGACCCGUGAUGAGUCGGUAAAGAUCUCCAAAGAAAGACAAGUUCAGUCUGUAUUUCCAAUCCUGGAACCGGGUUUCAAUGGCGGUUCCAAAAUGGUCGAUGAUUGCAUGGACUUCUGGUACAAUGUGUUUCUGAAGACCAGUGAUGAAUCCACGUUAACACCAUUGUUAUUGUAAUUGCAAAUCAGGGAUCAGUUUCAGGGCAGAAAUUUUGUAAUGAAAUUGAUAUGUUCAUUUGUUUAAUUUUAAAUUCUAGCAAUAUGCUAACAUGGUACCAAGACCCCAUUUGAAUGUA
Messenger RNA from Mangifera indica (mango), 1074 nucleotides. Its product is annotated as transcription factor MYB4-like. Bases 48 to 956 code for a protein of 302 amino acids. NCBI's taxonomy places the organism in Eukaryota, Viridiplantae, Streptophyta, Magnoliopsida, Sapindales, Anacardiaceae. The record is from RefSeq and is a predicted model, not a curated record. The transcript has 3 exons.